Gymnodraco acuticeps is the source of this 4578-nucleotide messenger RNA. RefSeq names its product solute carrier family 39 member 14 (gene slc39a14). The record is from RefSeq and is a predicted model, not a curated record. Gene Ontology annotation, biological process: zinc ion import across plasma membrane; intracellular zinc ion homeostasis. Gene Ontology annotation, cellular component: membrane. NCBI's taxonomy places the organism in Eukaryota, Metazoa, Chordata, Actinopteri, Perciformes, Bathydraconidae. The transcript is spliced from 10 exons. The coding region runs from base 471 to 2021 and encodes 516 amino acids. Gene Ontology annotation, molecular function: zinc ion transmembrane transporter activity.
GGGAGACAAAGCCGUUUGCAAAACCUGGAGGUGUCUACGUCACCAGCCGGCAUGACCCCUACAUCCUCCACGCUGCUGCUGCUGCUGAGAUGUGAUUUAAUGGGAGGACAAAUAUGUCCGUCUGUGAAUGAGUGAACGUACCAAGAGACAUUUUAUUUACCCGUGUGUGUUUGUGUGACACUUCGGUCUUGUCAGAAAAAAAGAGAGGACGCUAACUGCUCAGAGGAGUGGACGUCAAGCUGUUUUCUGCCCUCAACAGCAUCACCGGUCCACUGCACUUCUGAGGAGCUUGCUGCUUUCUUCAGGCGUUUCUUCCUCUCCGCUCGCUAUUUCCCCAGACCCCCUCGCUGCUCCCAGGUAACCUGUGGGCAUUACUCGGCACGCUCGGAGCCUCCAGGCAGACAGACCCAGCUAUCAUUAGAGGCUCUGUAGGAAAAGGUCAUCGUCGUCCCCCAGCCGGUGAAGAAGCCAUGCUUAUCUGCUCACCUCAUGGCUGUGCCGCAGUGACCAUCACCCCCCUCCAGUCCAAGCUGGUGUUUGUUCUGGCCCUCGCUGUCCUUUUCUGCCCCUUUGACCAGGUGACAUGUAAGGGGGAAGGUCAGACACAGUCCCCUGCCCAGGUGCUGCAGGACCUGCUGUCCCGCUAUGGGGACAACAGCACCAUCACGGUGCCCCAGCUGCGCUCCCUGCUGGCCCUGCUCAGCCAGGGCCAGGUUGAAGAGGACAACAUCAGCAGCAAUGUGCCCGAGAUACCUAAAACAACCACGCCCCCCAAAACCAACAGCUCCAAGUGCUUAGCUGCAGACACACUGGCCAUUUACAGCAUCAGUGAGCAGUCCCGGCUGGAUGGGCAGGGCCUCCAGGAGCUGUGCCCCACCAUGCUGCAGCAGCUGGAUGCUGGCACCUGCAGGGCGCAAAAAGAGGAGGAGUCAAGCAUUGGCCCCAGGCCAACGGACGCCGAAGUGUGGGGUUUUUCUUUCCUGAGCGUCACAAUCAUCAAUCUAUUCUCCCUCACCGGAGUCUUCAUCAUGCCCCUGAUGAAGACGCGCUAUAUGAAACAGGCGCUCACCUUUUUCAUCGCUCUUGCCAUUGGCACGCUGUUCUCCACUGCCAUCCUGCAGCUCCUGCCAGAGGCCUUUGGUUUUAACCCCAUGGUGGAUAACUACGUGUCCAAAUCAGCCGUGGUCUUCGCUGGCUUUUACCUCUUCUUCUUCACUGAAAAGGUCCUCAGAGUGCUCCUCAAACAGAAAAAUGGGGGUCAGGACCAGGGCCAGGGCCAGGGCCACGGUCACAGUCAUUACCCGAGUGCAGAUCAUUACUCGACCCCUGACGGAGAUGUGGAGGGCGAGAAGGAGAAGCUGCAGCAGAACGGAGAGGCCAGCAGUCUGGCCCUGGGCAAAGUGGACGCAGGGGAGGGGGAGCUCAUGCUCAGCCCCGCACAGACACCACAGGACUCCCAGAGCCCAGAAAGUGGGGGUCGGUCCCGCAGUGGCAGGGGCUGCUAUUGGCUGAAGGGGGUCGCCUACUCCGACAUCGGCACGCUGGCCUGGAUGAUCACAUUGAGCGACGGCCUGCACAACUUCAUCGACGGCUUGGCCAUCGGCGCCUCCUUCACUUCCUCCGUCUUUCAAGGCGUCAGCACCUCCGUGGCCAUCCUGUGUGAGGAGUUCCCCCACGAGCUCGGAGACUUUGUGAUCCUGCUGAACGCUGGCAUGAGCAUACAGCAGGCUCUGUUCUUCAACUUCAUGUCGGCCUGUUGCUGUUACCUGGGCAUGGGCUUUGGCAUCCUUGCCGGGAACAGCUUCUCCCCCAACUGGAUCUUUGCCCUGGCGGGGGGAAUGUUCCUGUACAUCGCUCUGGCAGACAUGUUUCCAGAGAUGAACGAGGUGAGUCGUGAGGAGGAGGAUGCGGGCGGCAGCAGCUUCCUUGUCAUUUUUGCCAUCCAGAACGCCGGCCUGCUGACGGGCUUCUCCAUCAUGCUCCUCCUCACCAUGUACUCGGGGCAGAUACAGCUGGGCUAGCCCGGCCUCCUCUGGACCAACACCUGCUCUGACCAGCGUGAAAUGAAACUGAGGUGUCAGCGUGUUUGUGCUGGGGUAAACUGACCCCAAGGGGAGGGAACUACUUUCUCGAUCCCCAGUUUCCAGGACCCCGGAGUCUGGGUAGUUUGGCUGCUGUGCGGCAGGUACCCACACCUCCUCUACCGUAAAUAUUUAAUGUAACCGUUCGUUCAAAGUUCACACAUGCAGUAGAUCCCAACAGAAGGGGGCAGGCUUCUUUUUUUUAGGUUUUGUCAACCUUUCCCUGACAGCUGCUUAAAGUCUAGAAAUAUCAACUGAAGCAUCGUCUGCAGGGACGAGUUAAAGACUUUUGAACUUAAAGUAUGUGCAAUACUCAGCCAGUCACACUUCUCUCUAUUCCCUAGACUACUGACCAGCCAUUUUGGCUUCUGCUCUUGUGAUUUUCCCCCCCGCCCCCCUUGUCCUUUUCCUCAGUGUACGUCAUUGAGCCACAACUGUAGAGAUUCAACAGUAUUUAUAUCACUUAUGGUCUUUGCCCGCAACGCUUCCUCAGGAGGUGGGAAAAGCACAAUCAGGUUACAGCCGCUGUAUUAAUAACAUUAUUGAGUCUCUACUGUUCUGUUCCCUCCUUUUCCUUUUAUCAUUAUAUACCAAAAAUAAUUUGUUACGGAUCUAAACUGGAAUUUGAAUGAAGUUUCGACAUCAAACUGACUUUGACUUCCUGCUGGACUCUGUUGUUUGUGCGUUAAUUUUUUAUACAUGAGAAGAAACCUGAAGACCAAAUAUGGGCAGGCCAUUGAGAAUGGUGAAGGGCUACACAGUGACGUUUGGUGGGAAAACUUCUCUUCGGCAUGCAGUCGAAAAAAUGUCCCAACCGGAUAUGUGAAGCGACAUAAAGAGCAGAGUUUGUGGCUUCAUCCAGGCGACAUUUUGUGCAUAUAGUUAACCAUCUGUGCCCCUUAUUAGCAGUGAAUAUAUAUAUAUAUAUAUUUUUUUUUUACAGUGACAUUCAAAAAUGCUUUAAGCUGAAUCAUAUAUGCACACACACACACCUCGCCUUCUUUACUGUAACCUUAUCCAUAUUAAUCACUGAAAAAUGAAGUCAUAUACUAUAUAUUAGGUUGUUAUGACUAACCUGUGAGUUACAUUACAUGGCCUAAAGUAUGCGGACAUGCUUGUAUGCACUUCUGGUCUGGGGCAGUUUUUCAUUGUUGGCUCCAAUUUGUCCCUCUAAAAUAUUACUGUUGUUUGAUUUACAGAUUAAUAUAUAUAAUAUCUGUAGAACUUUGACAGCUAUUAUUAGGCAAAAUACAAAUCGUAGCACAAGUUGGGUUAAGCGUUACUUAAAUGAAUAGCUGAAAGAGUUAGUCAAUUACCCUGCAAUGAUGGUUUUUUCAGUUCUUAUUUUGGUUAAUGCUAAUGUUUUUUUUUGUUGGACAAAUUCCCCAAACUCACUGGCUCCAGCCAUUUUGCCAUGUUGGUCAACAAAAAACAAUCGGAGCAGACUGGGCUCUGGUUUCAGACAGAGGGUGAAAAGAGGUGCUGCAGCACAGGCAGUAUGAGAAACAAUAAAGAGUUUUUUGAACAUUGAAACAUGGAGACAUGUCACAGUAGAGACACUACAUACAAAUAUGAACCUGAAAAUGAGCAGAAUAAAGCCGCUUUAAUAUCCACAUACUUAUGGCCAAAACAAACUGUUUAUGAUCUGUAAAGCUGAUUGUUUACGGGAGGGUUCAGGGAUAUUAGUGUCCGUCAUAUUGUACAACAACUGAAACAAUAUUUAUUUUUAAGGAUAAAACAGCCAUUCACACCAUAGCAACAUCAUCUUUUGUGGAACUGUUAAGACCACAAAUCACUCACCAUAUAUGAUCUAUAUUUAGUGAGAAAAUUAAACACAGAAUAAAUGUUCCAUCCUCACUAACAAACCCACCGUUCUGUAGAUUCAACAUGUUAUAUAGUUUUAGAGAUAGAAACUGGAAGUCAUAAUGGCUGUCUCCUUGACUGACCUCACUUUCUGUGUUUUUCCUGAAAGCUUUUUAAACGUGUACCAUGAGGUACAGUAUUACUGCUGCUCUAUGGGAGGUUAUGUAUUGAUGUUUGAGCCAUACGAUAUUUAUUUUAUGCUUUAAACUCUAAAUGAAGAAUUCAGUGUCAGUUUACAAAACAUGCAACUAUACAAAUAUUGUUUUGUUUAUCUUUGCUUCAAUAUUUAAUUUGGAAUAAAUGGGAUAUUGCAUUGCAUAUUUAAAUGAUAAGUUUAAAAAGUCAGAUCUUAUACACACAGAUGCAGAAUUGCUGGUCAGUUAUUAUAAUCUAAACUUUGUAAUAUUAAGGUCAGACACAAACCAUUCAAUCAGAUGAUGCCUUCAGGAGCACACAGACGACAACGGUGCAGUAACACAUACAACAGAAGUUUCCCUUUUUGAACGUCAAAUUAACCAAUCAAUGUUUGUUUUUCUUGAGAUUUUUAAAAUAUUCUAAUUAUUGUAAUUUAAGGGAAUCCUCAUCAGCUUUCUCUGUGUCAUGGAAAUCUUUUUUAUAAACAUCCUUUUUCCUA